Messenger RNA from Gasterosteus aculeatus aculeatus (three-spined stickleback), 1188 nucleotides. The record is from RefSeq and is a predicted model, not a curated record. Lineage: Eukaryota; Metazoa; Chordata; Actinopteri; Perciformes; Gasterosteidae.
GUCAUUUUAAAAUACAUUUAUCUAAGUGACGUUCUCUGUUUCGCCUCCCUCUCCCUCUCCCUCUCCCUCUCCCUCUCCCUCCCUCUCUCUCUCUGCAGUAUUUUGUCCUCCGUGGGGUCUCAGCUUGACCUCAGGACCCUCCGAGCCGUCCGAGUGCUCCGACCGCUGAAACUGGUGUCUGGGAUUCCCAGCCUGCAGGUGGUGCUCAAGUCCAUUAUGAAGGCCAUGAUCCCCCUGCUGCAGAUCGGCCUGCUGUUGUUCGUGGCCAUCCUCAUGUUCGCCAUCAUCGGCCUGGAGUUCUACAUGGGAAAGUUCCACACUACCUGCUACGACAAGGUCACACGGGAGGUGGUGGACAGCUUGCCGUGCGGCACCGAGCUGCCGUCGCGGCUCUGUCCCAACGGCACCGUGUGCGAAGGGCACUGGAUCGGACCCAACUACGGAAUCACGCAGUUCGACAACAUCCUGUUCGCCGUGCUCACCGUCUUCCAGUGCAUCACCAUGGAGGGGUGGACGGACAUGCUCUACUACAGUAACGACGUGGAGGGCAGCGCCUGGAACUGGAUGUACUACAUCCCCCUCAUCAUCAUCGGCUCCUUCUUCAUGCUCAACCUGGUGCUGGGUGUGCUCUCAGGAGAGUUCGCCAAAGAGAGGGAGCGCGUGGAGAACCGGAGCGAGUUCCUCAAGCUGAGGCGCCAGCAGCAGAUCGAGAGGGAGCUCAACGGGUACCUGGAGUGGAUCUGCAAAGCCGAAGAAGUGAUCCUGGCGGAGGAGGACGGCACAGUGAACUUUGAUGGUACGAGGCGAAGGCCAACCAUCAAAACCAAAAACAACAAGACGGAGCUGCUGAACCCCGAAGAAGGAGAGGACAACAUGGGGGACGCAGUAGGUUUCGCCCGCUCCAGCCUGAAGAACGGGAUCGAAGGCUCCAACUACAGCAAGAAGGAGCGACGGCUGCGCUUCUUCAUCCGCAAGAUAGUGAAGACUCAGGCCUUCUACUGGACCGUGCUGUGCCUGGUGGGCCUCAACACCAUGUGUGUGGCCGCCGUGCACUACAACCAGCCCGAGCUGCUGUCCGACUUCCUGUGUGAGUCCAACGCACACACAAACACGCACACGCGUGUGCACGCGCAGGGCUCCUCCGCUAAAGACGCCAAACGUCUCCUCGAGUAGUGGGGAUAAAAGUUC